This is a messenger RNA of Miniopterus natalensis, 988 nucleotides long. It is a transcript of the gene SCAND1, whose product is annotated as SCAN domain containing 1. The record is from RefSeq and is a predicted model, not a curated record. Lineage: Eukaryota; Metazoa; Chordata; Mammalia; Chiroptera; Miniopteridae.
GGUACUUCCGCUUCCGUCCGCCCAUGGGCUUCGCUGCGGUCCGCGAGUUGGGCGAGCUCUUCGUCUUCUUUGCGCCAGCUUCUGCGCGCCCGUUUCCUUGCGUCCGCCUCCCUCUGGGUGGCGCAGACUCGCCCUUUUAGCGGAAAACGUCUCCUUUCUCUCUCCGCUCCGGCGUAGACGCGGUGCUGAACCCGCAGCCGCAGGACAAAGGGUGACGUCCAGAGCCGGAGUCAUGGAGGCGACCGGUCCGGGCUUGGUGGCCGCUGGGAGCCCCGCGCCGCCGUGGGCGAAAGAGGAAGGAGCCGGCCCGAGCGCAGGCCCGGAGCGUAACUCUGCGGGCUCCUCGUCCACUCCUGAGGGGCCACCGCCUGAACGACCCAACCCCAACGCCGCCGUCCCCGAAGCGAUUCCUCCGCCUGCCGCGGCGGCCUCCGUGGCUCUGGAGCUGCGCCUCGGGCCCGCAGUCCUGGCGUCCGCGCCCCUUGCAGAAGCCGCUCCGCUCUCCUCCCCAGACUCCGGCGGCUCCCGGCCCGGCCCGGAGACGUUCCGUCAGCGUUUCCGACAGUUCCGCUACCAGGACGCGGCGGGCCCGCGAGAGGCGUUCCGGCAGCUGCGGGAGCUCUCUCGCCAGUGGCUGCGACCCGACAUCCGCACGAAGGAGCAGAUCGUGGAGAUGCUAGUCCAGGAGCAGCUGCUCGCCAUCAUGCCCGAGGCGGCGCGGGCCCGGCGGCUUCGCCGCCGCACCGAUGUUCGCAUCACCGGCUGAGCGGCGAGCGGCCUGGAGCGGAGAUCCGGGCCUGGGCCCUGCGCCUCGCUCUCCACUCCGCGUUGAUGAAAAACGAGUUUCGGCAGCCCCUGUAGUCUGAUGUGGCCCUUUCGUUCGUUCUUUACUGGGUUUAUUUUCUCGAGCGUAUUUCCAACCUUCUUUCUGGCUAGUGUCGAACCCACGUUGGGAGCCCAGGAGAAUAAAGCCUUUGUUUCCUGUUCA